AAUUUUAGAAGAUUACACAUUGAAAAAAAAAAAAUUCCGUGUAUUCGUACAUUUUUUCAGCAAAUUAGAAGUUAACAAUAAGAAUAAAAGCAAUAAAAGUUAUGUAUGUGUACACACACACACACACACACACAUAUAUAUAUAUGUGUGUUCCACCAUCGCAUGUCGAAAACUACCUCUCUCUCACGAAAAAUGUGAAUAAAAUGUACUGAAUAAAGUAUUUUGGAAAUUAUACAAAAAUUUUCGUUUUGCGUAUAGUGUCACAAAACAAUGAGAGAUAAACAGCAGCUUUUUCGUCCUAGACUUUCUCUAAAGAGAAAAGAUGAAGGAAAAGGUUUGAUUGUGUAUGUGUAAACAGUCUUGUAUUUUGCAAGUGAAUUUACUGACUGAUUACCCCAAGGAAAUAUAUUACUUUCAAUAGUACUUCAAAUAGUGAAUAUUUAACAAACAGUAAAAAAUAAUAAUGGGGGCAAAGACCAGAUUGCGUCUUUCUGAUCACCGAAAAUCCAUGAGAAAAGGCUGGCUGAAAAGACGGCAAAGGCUAAGGCAAAUGCUUUUGCAAAAUACAACGCAAGCUGAGAACAAUCAGAAUACUGAGACUGCACAAAAUACUGAGAAUGCAACUAAUAUUCAGAUUUUUGUUGCUGAUGGAAUCCUGCCUGAUCUCACAGUCAAUCAAAUUCAGGCAAGGCAAAGGCAAAUGCUUUUGCAAAAUACAACGCAAGCUGAGAACGAUCAGAAUACUGAGACUGCACAAAAUACUGAGAAUGCAACUAAUAUUCAGAUGUUUGUUGCUGAUGGAAUCAUGCCUGAUCUCACAGUCAAUCAAGUUCAGGCAAGGCAAAGGCAAAUGCUUUUGCAAAAUACAACGCAAGCUGAGAACGAUCAGAAUACUGAGACUGCACAAAAUACUGAGAAUGCAACUAAUAUUCACAUGUUUGUUGCUGAUGGAAUCAUGCCUGAUCUCACAAUCAAUCAAGUUCAGGAAGAAAAAGCUGAUUGCGAGAAACCAAUAGAGGCAUAUGAAGAGGAAAGCAUAUGUAAUGAAAAUAUCGAAUAUUGCAAAAAUGAAGAUUUAGAUAUAGAUAACGAGUGUGUUUUGGAUAACGAAGAAAAAGAAGAACAUGAAGAUGAAAACACAUAUAAUGAAAAUAUUGAAAAUUUCGAGGAUCAAGAUGAUUUAAUUAUAGACAACGACUAUUUGUCAAAUAGAAUCAAUUAUAAUAUACCAUCAUUAAUACACCCAAACAUACCUGAAGGCCGUUGCAUAGUGGAUUUCUCUUUUAUGUGGAACGAGAUGCAUCGGCUAUUCGAUGAUCAUGCACAGAAGCCAGAAUGCCAGUUCAAACAUUGGCAACUUGUAAAUUUUUAUCGUCGUGGAUUAUUAACACAAUUCUGGUUUCAAUGUCAAAUAUGCAAGCAGCUAUCAAGUCUUUGUACAGAACCUAUAGAUUUGGAAAAAGGUAUUAAUGUAGCUGCUGCAGCUGGAUGUGUGAAAGCAGAUAUUGGUUAUUCCAAAAUGAAAAAACUAUGUACAGCUAUGAACAUUAAAUGUAUGUCUGAGAAGACUUAUAUAAAAAAUCGAAAUAAUUUAGUUCAUAAAAAGACAGUUCUGAAGAAUACUACAGCAGACUCUUUUUAAAAUUAAUUUCAGUAGUAUAUUGUGCAAAUCAGAGUUACAUUAUAGUUAAUGUAUAAGUAAUUUUUUAUUAUAAAUAAAAUAUGCAUGUUUGUGAAUCUUUGAAUCUUAAGUGACUAUUGAAUAACUGUAAAUAAUAGAUUAUGAAACAUUAUUUUGUUUUUGUUUGACGACAACUUUUGUCAAGCUGUUAGCAGUUAAUAUGCUAUUGCAUUAUUUGUAUCUGAAGAUUAUAUAAUAUAGGAAACUGUAAUU
Nylanderia fulva is the source of this 1894-nucleotide messenger RNA. RefSeq lists its product as uncharacterized. Lineage: Eukaryota; Metazoa; Arthropoda; Insecta; Hymenoptera; Formicidae. The record is from RefSeq and is a predicted model, not a curated record.